Molecule: messenger RNA, 1017 nt
Organism: Dentiscutata erythropus
Lineage: Eukaryota; Fungi; Glomeromycota; Glomeromycetes; Diversisporales; Gigasporaceae
Source: the annotation of a GenBank genome assembly
AUGGGCAUAACAGACUUGUUUAAUAAAUCACCACAGCCAGAGACUUAUGAUAAAAAGAAAUAUUACAAGAUUGGGAGAACUUUAGGUUCUGGAACUUAUGGUUCAGUUAAAGAGGCUGUCAAAACAACUACGGGUCAACAAUGUGCAAUUAAAAUAAUUGAUAAGAAAAAAGUACGACAUCAAGAAUCAAUGGUUGAAAAAGAAAUGAGUAUAUUAAGUGGAUUAGAUCACCCGAAUAUAGUAAAAUUUUAUGAUUGGUUUGAAUCAAGAGAUAGAUAUUACUUGGUAUUUGAACUUGCGACGGGAGGUGAGUUGUUUGACAGAUUGGUCGAGCGCGGUAAAUUCACAGAGGCUGAUGCGGUUGGAGUUAUCAGGACUGUACUUGAUGCAGUUAAAUACCUUCAUGAGCAUCAUAUUGUACACAGAGAUUUAAAACCUGAAAAUUUAAUAUAUAAAAGUAAAAGUGAGGAUUCACCUCUUGUUCUUGCAGAUUUUGGAGUAAUAUCAGAUGAUAAUGAUCUUAUGACAACACAUUGUGGAUCACAAGGAUACGUAGCACCAGAAAUUCUUAAGAGAACUGCAUACACUAAAGCUGUAGAUCUGUGGAGCAUUGGACUUUGUGGUUAUCUCCCAUUCCGUUCGGAGGAUCGUUAUGCUUUCUAUGAUGAAGUUACUAAUGCUCGUGUAAGAUUCGAACCACGAUUUUGGAGGAACGUAUCCGAAGAUGCCAAAGAUUUUAUUCGCUGUCUUCUUACUUUAGAUCCUGAAAAACGUCCAUCAGCGAAAGAAGCCUUACAACAUAAAUGGAUGAGUGGUGAGAAUGCGAUGGAUGUAGAUUUAUUAGAAAAUUUCGAUGCUCGUAAAGCCUUUCGCAAGGCUAUUGGUGCUGUACAGGCUGCAGCUCGAAUUCGACGUGAAACGUUUAAAGAUCAUUCCUCUAAUGAUAACUCAAAUCCAAAUCCUGAUGCUGAUGAAAAAAAUAUAUCAAAUACAGUUGAAGAACAUAGUGAUGAUUGA